GAACAGAAACUUAUGGCAGAGAAUUAUUACUAUGUCGAAAAUGUGGCACUGAUGUGGCUGAUUCUCAUUAUUUAUUCAAUAAGCUUAGCUCAGGAGCACAUAAAGUGGAAAAGCAAAAGUCAAGGAGCAGAUUCUUGGUUUCCCGGCUAUUCUUGGAGAAUUUGUGUUUGUCCACAUUGUGGCCAUCACUUAGGCUGGACUUUUUCACAUACUGACUCCAAUAAUAUUGAAAGUGAUGAAGUAGAUACAUUUCAUGGAUUAAUUUUAAGUAGUAUACUUGGUGAAAAUUUUACAGACUCACUCAUCAUGAUGCCAAAGAUGUAUAAAAUGUAAUUAAAAAUCAAAGGCACAAGCUCUACGUUUCUACCUUCCAAAUUUCCUGUAAAAUAUGUAAAUAAAUAAAAAUAUUUAUAAGUUGAAA
Colias croceus (clouded yellow) is the source of this 421-nucleotide messenger RNA. RefSeq lists its product as uncharacterized. Bases 13 to 333 code for a protein of 106 amino acids. NCBI's taxonomy places the organism in Eukaryota, Metazoa, Arthropoda, Insecta, Lepidoptera, Pieridae. The transcript has 4 exons. The record is from RefSeq and is a predicted model, not a curated record.